GUGGUGCUGGACGUGCGGAAACCGGAAGAGGUGCAGGUCAGCAUGAUUCCUGGCUCCAUCACGGUAGAUGAGUUUGAAAAACAGAAGGGCGAGCUCAAGAACAAGACGGUGGUGUGCUACUGCACAGUGGGCUACCGCAGCAGCGCGCACGCGGCCAAGCUGAAGGCGCAGGGGUAUGACGCCAAGAACCUGGAGGGCGGCAUUGUGCGCUGGGCGCAGAAGCGGUAUCCGCUGAUCGCUCGCAGCAGCGGCGAGGAGACCAAGCGGAUCCAUGUGUACGGCAAGGAUUGGGCGCUGCAGCCA
Molecule: messenger RNA, 303 nt
Organism: Chlorella variabilis
Lineage: Eukaryota; Viridiplantae; Chlorophyta; Trebouxiophyceae; Chlorellales; Chlorellaceae
Exons: 3
Source: RefSeq, a predicted model, not a curated record